Messenger RNA from Cylindrotheca closterium, 1851 nucleotides. The record is from the annotation of a GenBank genome assembly. NCBI's taxonomy places the organism in Eukaryota, Bacillariophyta, Bacillariophyceae, Bacillariales, Bacillariaceae.
AUGACGCGUCUCCAAUUGUCGCUGAAUGCCAAAGGCCUUAAGAAUCUUUCGGCAUUCUAUAAUAAAUCUGAUCCCUUUGCGGUCGUUACGGUCCGAGGAGAUCACAAAGACAACACACCCGAAAUUGUUGGACGAACCGAAGUUUGCUUCAACAAUCUAAAUCCCAAAUGGGCCACGAUUGUCUUUUUGGAGAAUUAUGAGUUUGGAGUCCCAUGCUAUAUUGAAGUGGGAGUCUUUGAUUUUGAUUCCAAAACGGUGGGACAAUCCGAAAAUCGAUUGCGAUUGAAUGACGCGGUCAAGAAUUUAAAUGUGGUCUGCGAUGCUUCCUCUCGGGAUUUGUUGCGGAAUGGAAAAUACCCCCACCGGGUCAUGGGCACUGCUUUGUUUGAAGUGGGAGACAUAUUGGCGUCAAGAGGAAAUGUCGGAUCCAAGAAACUGCAGUCCGGAGGAACCAUUUAUGCGCAGAUUGAGCGAUCACGAGAAUCUGGAAAGAAAGGACAAUUCAAAUUCAAACUCCGGGCCUUCAAAUUGAGAAAUGUGCAAAAGUUUGGGAGUACCAGCAGCCCAUUUUUUGAACUGUCUCGCAAAGUGGAUCGACCAUCUGGGGCCACAUGGGUCAAAGUAUAUCAGUCCAAUGUGGUACGGAGUGAUUUGCAUCCAAUUUGGCAGGAAGCCUUGUUAGAUAUUGAAACGAUAUGCAAUGGAGAUUUGGACCGGGCCAUGAAAAUAUCCGUCUGGGAUCAUCGGAGGCGGGGGAACCACAAAUUCAUUGGAGAAUUUGAAACCACUGUCAAUUUGCUAGUGAAAUCGCAAAAUAUGGAUGGAGAAAUUGUCACCUUUGAUUUGCGAAAGCAAGACAAACAUACUGGACACUGUGAAGCAUUGAAAGCGUCAUUAGUAGGAGUGGUGGAUGUGGAUGGAAACGCUAUUGAAAAUACGAAUGAUGAACAUGAAGAGAAUGGAGGAGGAGGAGGAGGAACAUCGGCAGAGCAACUAAAUGGAGGACCGUCGCCACCCUUGCCCCUGCAGGAACAACCAGAGUUUAUUGAUUAUCUGACGGGUGGAUGCCAAAUCAGUCUAGCGGUGGCAAUUGACUUUACGUCAUCCAAUGGAGACCCACGAAAACAUGGGACCCCACACUUUUUUCACCCACCCGAAUCCGACGAAUGGAACGACUACGAAAAGGCCAUCUUUGCCGUCGGAUCCAUUCUAGCCAAGUUCGAUACGGACCAACAGUUUCCAGUAUGGGGAUUUGGCGCGAAAUACAACAAUGUGGUACGACACUGCUUCCAAUGCGGGGCGGAAGUUGAAGUGGAUGGUGUCCAGGGUAUCAUGGAUGCCUACCGAGGGGUAUUCCGAACCCCAUUGACCAUGAGUUAUCCGACGCGAUUCACAGAAGUGAUUGAAACGGCGGCAGCCUAUGCGCAGCACGAACAGGAGGAAGCUAGUGAAGUGGGCCAACUAUCGUACACCAUUCUCUUGAUUUUGACGGCUGGUAAUGUGGAGGAUGUUGAAGCGACCAAACAACGACUGAUCGCAGCGAGCAACGAACCCCUGUCGGUGGUCAUUGUAGGAAUUGGCAAGACCAAUUUUGAAGGAAUGGACUUUUUGGACAAUUUUCAUCACAAUGGAGGAGAAUCGCGGGAUAUUACCAAGUUUGUGCAGUUCAAUGACUAUCAGAACUACAAUGCAUUGACGCAGGCAGUAUUGGAUGAAAUUCCACAUCAAUUGGUGGAUUACUUUUUGAGCAGAGGCAUACUGCCAGGCAAAGUGGACGAUGAAUUUGAAACGCUGGAUUCGGAGAUUCUCCCACCCGACGAUGACGAACGGACGCUUACCUUUUUGGGAUAG